AAUAUGUAAUACACGUGCAUACCGUGCAAAAUGGCCAAAACAUCGCACAAACCGGGCCCUUUAAAACAGCAAAAUAAAGGCCAUAAAACUGGACGGCAUCGCAGUAAAGGAAAAAUUGACGUAGAAUUAAAAGGGAGAGUAACUGCCAAAGCCAUUUCAAAGAAAUGGAAGAAGGAGCUCAGCAAGGCCGGUCGCAGAAACAAGGCCCUCCAGCUUCGCAAAAAGAAAAGAGAUGAUCUUCUCAAUCAGAAGAGGAUAGGGGGUCAAGAGGCACCUCCAAACUUAGUGAUGGUGAUUCCCCUUCAUGGAACCAUUAACGUUGAUCAAAUUAUUGGCUACUUGAGGGCAGCAGACAGUGAUGCAGUGGAGUAUCCAGGCAACAGUAGUAAUCUCCUGCAUAUUUGCUUACCUCGCUUCAAGAAGAGAUUCACCAUAGUUGUACCCUCCACCAAUUUGUCUGCCAUCUUGGAUACAGCUAAGGCUGCUGACUCGGUGCUCUGUCUGGUUGACCCCACUCAAUGCUGGGACGAGUGGGGUGACCUCUGUCUUUCAUGCCUGUUUGCGCAAGCUUUGCCUUCAGUGACAUUUGCUACAAAGGGGAUGAGUGAUGUACCAAUUAAGAAGAGAAAUGAUGUGAAGAAAACAUUACUAAAGCAAAUAGAAAGGAGAUUCCCGAGUGGCAAGCUAUAUACAGUAGACACUGAACAGGAGAGUAUCUUACUACUUCGACACCUAGCAGAGCAGAAACUCAAUACUAUAAAGUGGCGUGACCUACGACCUCAUGUGUUGGCAGAUGAUGUGACUUUUGAACCCAACAAAAAUGAGGAUGGUAAAGGAACUCUUAAAGUGACUGGUUUCCUGAGAGGAUCAUGCCUGUCUGUCAACGGUCUCGUUCACCUGCCUGGCUUUGGAGAAUUUCAGAUGAAUCGCAUUGAAGCUCCCUCUGACCCUUGCCCUUUGAACCCAAAGAACGUAAGGAGAAAGGGCAAGAAAGCCGAGGAUGGCAUGGCUGUGGAGGACGAUGAAAAUGAGACAAUGGAGGAAGGUUCGAAGCUACUUGAGGUCGUUGACCCUCACAGUCAAGAAUCACUGCAAUCAGAGGCCGUACCUGAUCCUAUGGAGGGAGAACAAACAUGGCCGACUGAAGAGGAACUAGCUGAAGCUGAAGCUGCCUUGAAAGAAGAAAAACCGGAGCGCAUCGUCAAGAGGGUACCGAAAGGAACAUCAGACUAUCAAGCUGCAUGGAUUGUUGAGAGCGAUGGAGAAGAAGAGGAAGAUGAGGAUGAGGAGAGUGAUGAUGAUGAGGAGGAGGAUGGGGAUGCCAUGCUACCGGAAGCGGAAGAUGCAGAAUCCGUAGACGAGGAUCCUUCGGAAGCAGAUGAUAUGGAGUUUGAGACGGUGAGCAUCAGUGGUGGAAGCAAGGAGAACUAUGACGUCCAUUUUGACGAGGAGGAAGAAAAGACAUUGUUAGAGAAGUACAGAGAGGAGAGGAGCCAUGUUAUGUUCCCUGAUGAAGUCGAUACUCCCAUGCAUAUGUCUGCAAGAACAAGAUUUGCUAGGUAUCGCGGUCUGAAGAGUUUCCGAUCAUCACCCUGGGACACUAAGGAGAACCUUCCUCUGGACUAUGCUAGGAUAUUCCAGUUUGAAAGCUUUGACAGGACCAAGAAGAGGGUGCUAUCUACAAGGAAUGAGGGGCUUGCGGAGGUUGGAAACUAUAUCACAAUCCACAUAGAAAAUGUACCAAGAAGUGCUUUUGAUGAUUAUGAUCCAUCCCAUCCACUCGUUGUGUUUGGUCUCCUGCACCAUGAACAGAAGAUGUCGGUUCUUCACUUCACCCUGAAAAGACAUCCAGACUUCACUGAACCAAUCAAGUCCAAGGACCGUCUUGUGUUUCAAGUUGGUUACAGGCGAUUCUCAGCAUGUCCGAUCUUCUCACAGCACACAUCAGGCAAUAAACACAAGUAUGAGAGGUUCUUUCCUAUGGACGCAUUAACAGUGGCUAGUGUGUUUGCACCCAUCACCUUCCCUCCUGCGACGGUCCUAGCUUUCAAAGAGUUGGCGGAUGGAUCCCAUCAGCUUGUAGCAACAGGGACAAUGCUAGGAGUGAAUCCCGACAGGGUAGUGGUCAAGAGAGCAGUCCUCAGUGGUCAUCCGUUCAAGAUCAUCAACAGAGCGGCUGUGGUCAGAUACAUGUUCUUCAACAGAGAGGACAUCAUGUGGUUCAAGCCAGUGGAGAUACGCACCAAGUGGGGCAGAAGAGGGCAUAUCAAAGAACCGUUAGGCACCCAUGGACAUAUGAAGUGUAUCUUUGAUGGGAAGAUGAAGUCUCAAGACUGUAUAAUGAUGAACCUAUUCAAACGCAUGUACCCCAAGUGGACCUAUGAUGCAGUGGGAGUAGGCACGCUUCAUAUAACUGCACCAAGUCAGCACUUCACAGAUGACAUGGAGUCCCUGUAAAGUCCUAUUCCUAGCUCACUCCCUUCAUUUCUAAUUACCCAUUGAAUAACUUAAUAACCUACAUAUUAAAGGAGGCAUGUUGGUUCAGUGGAAGAGCGAUGGUAUUGUAACGAAGGGGUCCUGGGUUCAAAACCAAGUCAGGCCCUUGUGCCUGUCAGUAUGAAAUACAUACUUAUUCGUAAUUACCAGAUCUCUUUGAUAAGACUUGCAGCCAUAUCCUUUGUUUGCUUGUCUACAAGCAUUUACUGUCUUACUUAAUCCGUUGAAUUCUGAAUUCUCUCAUUCCCAUAGACUUAAUACAUGAAUUAUCCGGUUUCCGUAGGCAAUGGGUUAAAGAUAAAGACCAGUUAUGGUCAUGCGAAUGCAUUGUGAAAGAAACAUUGUGAAAUCGAUCAGAAAAGGUUGAUCAUCUAGCAUAU
This is a messenger RNA of Strongylocentrotus purpuratus (purple sea urchin), 2876 nucleotides long. It is a transcript of the gene tsr1, whose product is annotated as pre-rRNA-processing protein TSR1 homolog. Gene Ontology annotation, biological process: maturation of SSU-rRNA from tricistronic rRNA transcript (SSU-rRNA, 5.8S rRNA, LSU-rRNA); ribosome biogenesis; endonucleolytic cleavage of tricistronic rRNA transcript (SSU-rRNA, 5.8S rRNA, LSU-rRNA). Gene Ontology annotation, molecular function: U3 snoRNA binding; GTPase activity; GTP binding. The coding region runs from base 31 to 2457 and encodes 808 amino acids. The transcript has 22 exons. Lineage: Eukaryota; Metazoa; Echinodermata; Echinoidea; Camarodonta; Strongylocentrotidae. Gene Ontology annotation, cellular component: nucleus; preribosome, small subunit precursor. The record is from RefSeq and is a predicted model, not a curated record.